GAUUUCAUUUCUAACCAAUAUAUUGUUGCAGUUAUGUGUUCGAUACGUGUAUUUUACAUCUACCUCACCCUAGUUGUGCCGUGGGCACUGGCACAGAGCCACGUGAAGCAGGAGGGUGCUCCGAUUCAAUCACACAGUAGUCGUCCAUAUGAGAACAUAGCGUUUACCGUUCUAAUACCAGCCAGAAGCGAAGAAUGCUUUUACCAAGACAUUCCAGCUGAGACUAGUAUAAUGAUAGAAUAUGAGGUUUUGCAAUAUGGUUUGGGAAGAAAAACUCAUGUCAUUGACUUCACUGUAAUGAUUUACGAUGAAAAGUUGGAGACGAUUAAACAAAAGCCAAAGGGAACGUUCAAAGCAAAAACAACCGAGGAAGGUGUGUUGUCAUUGUGUUUUGACAAUGAAUUCAGCGUACUCAGCCACAAGAGAUUGUAUCUAUCUCUCAUGAUAUUUAAACGCGGUCAGUGGAUAAAGAAUAUUGAAAUGAAUCGUGAAAAAUUAAAGAUUGAAAAACAAAAAUUAGGAGAAAUGGUAACAGAAAUGAGCAGCUCCACGAAAUCAUUGGCAGAGAAGCUCUACACUAUCGGUGAGAACAUGGAUACCUCUAUUAUGCAGCAGCAAUAUCGCAGACAAAUAAUGAAGAAGGAUAUGUUUAUUGUCACCAGUAAUAUGUCAUACAUACAAAACUGGUCAAUAGCUCAAUGUGUCAUUAUCAUCAGCGCAUCGAUUGUACAAGCGUAUUUUGUACGAAAUUUGUUUAAUGUCAAGAACGUUAAACUUUGCGGAAGACUAGAUGUGUUACGUGGAAUACUGGCUGUACUACGUGGAAGACCAGGUGUGUUACUUGGAAUACUUGAUGCACUUCGCGGAAGACCAGGUGUGUUACCUGGUAUACUUGAUGUACUUCGCGGAAGACCAGGUGUGUUACCUGGAAUACUUGGUGUACUUCGCAGAAGAUCAUCUGUACUACGUGGAAUGCUGAUUGUACUUCGCGGAAUACCACUUAAGCUACCUGAAAUACACCAUACACUUCGCAGAAGGCAUG
This is a messenger RNA of Saccoglossus kowalevskii, 1042 nucleotides long. RefSeq names its product transmembrane emp24 domain-containing protein 5-like. Lineage: Eukaryota; Metazoa; Hemichordata; Enteropneusta; Harrimaniidae. The record is from RefSeq and is a predicted model, not a curated record.